This is a messenger RNA of Toxorhynchites rutilus septentrionalis, 366 nucleotides long. Its product is annotated as histone H4. The transcript has a single exon. The record is from RefSeq and is a predicted model, not a curated record. Lineage: Eukaryota; Metazoa; Arthropoda; Insecta; Diptera; Culicidae. Bases 53 to 364 code for a protein of 103 amino acids. Gene Ontology annotation, biological process: nucleosome assembly. Gene Ontology annotation, cellular component: nucleosome. Gene Ontology annotation, molecular function: DNA binding; structural constituent of chromatin; protein heterodimerization activity.
GAUCGACAAGCGCCUGUGCUUUCGUCAGUAACUUUCUUUCCCAUUAACCAACAUGACUGGACGCGGCAAGGGAGGCAAAGGACUCGGUAAAGGAGGAGCAAAGCGUCAUCGCAAGGUACUGCGUGACAACAUCCAGGGUAUCACGAAACCCGCUAUCCGUCGUCUAGCCCGCCGUGGGGGCGUCAAACGUAUCUCUGGUCUGAUUUACGAAGAAACCCGAGGAGUGCUGAAGGUAUUCCUGGAGAAUGUUAUUCGUGACGCUGUCACCUACACCGAACAUGCCAAGCGUAAAACAGUGACUGCUAUGGAUGUCGUAUACGCGCUGAAACGUCAGGGACGUACCCUAUACGGGUUUGGAGGUUAACA